This is a messenger RNA of Helicoverpa zea (corn earworm), 2994 nucleotides long. It is a transcript of the gene Sply, whose product is annotated as sphingosine-1-phosphate lyase. The record is from RefSeq and is a predicted model, not a curated record. Gene Ontology annotation, biological process: carboxylic acid metabolic process; sphingolipid catabolic process. Gene Ontology annotation, cellular component: endoplasmic reticulum. Lineage: Eukaryota; Metazoa; Arthropoda; Insecta; Lepidoptera; Noctuidae. The transcript has 11 exons. Bases 285 to 1925 code for a protein of 546 amino acids. Gene Ontology annotation, molecular function: pyridoxal phosphate binding; sphinganine-1-phosphate aldolase activity.
CGAUUCAUACUCUCAAACAAAAGUCAAAUUAUUAAACUCAUUAAUCAGACUGGCCUUUGUUUUAAUUAGUAUCUUCGUAAUUAGCAGCAAUAACUUUGCUCGCUCUGCUCUGCCGAGUUUCAUACAGUUAUCAUAAAGACUUUAUAAUCCGUAUUUGAAUAAUCGUUAUCAGUGUGUUUGUACCAAGAUUAUGAAUUGUCAAAAUUGAUUGUGGUCUGUAUCUAUAUAGUUUGUGAUAAGCUGAUAGAAAAGUCUGUCUUAGUUUCUAUCCAGUUGUAUUCGCCAUGAGUGAGCGACCUCAGCCGCUGAAGGCCAUCAACAGGCUGUUUGAGGGGAAGGAGCCAUGGCAAAUAGUCACGAUGACAGCCUCGUCCAUACUGGCUAUCGUGUGGGCACAUAGCUUGUACAAUGCUAAAGAAAGUGUAACAACACGCCUCCGCAAAGAAUUCUUCAGAUGGCUUCGUCAAGUGCCCAUAGUUCGUCGUAAGAUUGACGAGAAGAUGGCUGAGAUCAACAGUGACUUUAGAAAGGAUGUCACCAAGAGGCUAGCUGGUGUGACUGUGAGGAGAGAGCUGCCGGAGACCGGUCUUGAUCCUGAACAGGUGAUGGAGGAAGUAAGGGAUCAUGUUGCUUUAGGUGCAUAUGACUGGCAAAACGGUAGCGUCUCAGGCGCCGUAUACCACGUGAGCCAGGAGAUCAGUAAAGUGGCCUGCGAUGCCUACAGUCUCACUGCUUACACCAAUCCCUUACAUGCUGACGUGUUCCCCGGGAUCAAUAAGAUGGAAGCUGAGGUUGUGAGGAUGGCCAUCAAUUUGUUCCAUGGAGACGAUGAUUGUUGUGGGACGGUGACAACAGGAGGCACAGAGUCCAUAAUAAUGGCCUGCAAAGCGUUCAGGGACCUCGCAUACAGUAAAGGCAUAUCCAAUCCCCAAAUCAUUGUACCGUCCACUGUACAUUCAGCGUUUGACAAGGCAGCCCAGUACCUUGGUCUUUCAGUGAAGACGAUACCUGUUAAUCCGGAUACCAUGACUGUGGACGUUGAGAAGGUUAAAAGGGCUAUUGGGAGGAGGACUUGCUUGAUCGUAGGCUCAGCCCCCAACUACCCGUACGGUACAAUGGACGACAUUAUAGCGCUCUCCGACAUAGCUGUGGAGUACGACGUUCCGUUACACGUAGACGCGUGUCUUGGCGGCUUUGUGGCGGCCUUCAUGAAUGACGCUGGACAUCACGUUCCGGUCUUCGACUUCAGGCUCCCAGGAGUUAGCAGUAUUUCUGCUGAUACUCAUAAGUACGGGUUCGCGCCUAAAGGCACAUCAGUAAUUCUGUACAGAAAGCAAGAAUAUCGUCAUCACCAAUACACCGUCACUACUGAAUGGCCCGGCGGUGUCUAUGGUUCUCCUACUGUCAAUGGAAGCCGCGCGGGAGGUCUGAUCGCUGCGUGUUGGGCGACAAUGAUGUACGUGGGCAAGGCCAGAUAUGUGCAGAUGACGGAUGAAGUUAUACGCACUGCCAGGCAUAUUGAGAACGAAGUCCGCAAAAUCCCCGGUCUCUUCGUGUUCGGUAAGCCAGCGACAUCUGUGGUAGCGUUUGGCUCCAACAAGUUUGACAUAUUCAAGAUGGCGGAGCUCUUACACAAGAAGGGAUGGAGUCUAAACGCUUUGCAGUUCCCAUCUGGUAUCCACAUCUGCGUGACUCACGCACACACUCACGCGGGUAUAGCGGAGCGGUUCCUGGCCGACACGCGUGAUGCCGCCGCCGCUUGUAUGAAGGAUAGCAAUGCUCCUGUUGAGGGAAAGAUGGCAAUAUACGGCGUGGCUCAAGAGAUAUCAGACCGCAGCUUAGUAUCCGACAUUACGAAAUACUUCAUCGAUUCCAUGUACUAUCUACCUAAGGAAGAAGAUCAAAUCAAAUCCAACUCUAACUAGAGAGCUAAAGUUGUAAUAAAUGGCCAUAUAUUACGUAUUAAUGUUUCUGUUGAAAACAGUACCGUAUGACUGGUAAUAUGUGAAAUGUAAACUUCGUAAAUAUUUUACGUAACUUCCUUAAUGUAUCUUCCAAAAUUGUCUCUUUAUAUUUAGGCCUGGACUUAACCUAAGCGUGUGUAGAGUAGAGUUUUUAAACAACCAAUAGAAUUUCUCUGCUCGGCAUAAUACUGAAUGGGUGGAGACGACUAAGAAUUGGAGUUUUUAAUAAAGAAGUUCUAUUAAAUUGGUUUUUAGAAACUUCGCUACGCUUCGGCGUAGUCUCGGCUCAUCAAAAUUGUCUUUUUUUAUAAACGUUCUUAAGCAUUUAUCGUAUAAAGGAGUUGAAAUAUUAUUAGUACCUUUAAUAAACUUAUAAACUAACUAAAUGUUAGUAGGUAAAUUGUUUUUUGGUGCCUACAAAACUACCCAAUAUGCAAAAUAGCGCCAAGAAGUCAGUUUGAGACCUGAGUUAAACCGCGGGUAUCAGCUAGUAUUAUACUACUAUGUGUUACAGUAUGUAUUAUGUUAUUCACAAAACAGAUUAUAGAUGUAUUGUGGAAAUUUGGUGGCAGUUAGACUAAUUUUUGUAUAAUCUUUCUUCUAGUCUAAGUAAACUGGUUGCCAUUUUGAGAUAAAAAUAACUUUUGUACUUUAAGUUGACAUUUUUAUACAUUUUGACUAUAAGAGUGAAGGAAUAGUGAGUGCACCUGUGUCUGCGCAAAUGCUCGUGCACUGUAAUAUAGUCCUGCGUAGUUGGCUGAUCUCCUUACAUGAGAAACGAAAAUCAGCUAGGAAGCCAUUAUUGAGUUUUCUUUUAUGACGAGCAAUGCAUUAUUAAUUUGUAAUAAGUACAUGAACUACGUAAACAACGAAUUUUGUUGUUAUCACAAUUAGUUAAAUCUUAAGAUAAUUGUAAAUAAUUGCAGUUACGUUAUUUUAUAUUGUAUAUUACAGAUCAUAUACUGUAUUUGGACGUUGGUUGUAUAUUUUGUUUUGUGUUAAUGUAUUUUCAUUAAAUUGAUAUUUUGGA